AUGGAGGAAAUGGAGAAUGAAAACAAGGAACUUCGGGAUCAGAUGAAAGAGCAUCAGGAAAGAGUAGACAAAAUUCCCGGCGCUCCUAAGUUACUACCAAAGCGCGACGUGGGAAGAUUCGUCGAACAACCAUACAGCGAAGAAGCUGCACCUCACUCGAUCCCAAAAACCUUCAAGAUGCCACCCUACUUAAGGAUAUAUGAUGGGACGACGGACCCCGAAGACUACCUGAUCCACAAUGUGACCGCUUUGAAGGGUAACGAUCUGUCAAAGGAACCAGUACCAUCCGUACUGCUGAAAAAGUUCGGAGAAACGUUGACGGGGGGGAGGGGGGGCGCUAACAUGGUACUCACAGCUGCCAGCCAGAACAAUAUCAGUUCACAUAACGCUCUAAACACGGACGCAGGCACAGACCCCGUGAGGAAUGCACACAGGGAAGCCCGAGCCGGAGGCCAGGAAACGCGAGGAAUGGAAGAAGGAGGAUAUCAGUCUAAAAUUAGGGUCCAGGACGACCAGUUGGGAACCCCCUCGGGCUCAGUUCACCCGAACAGAUUCGCAACCAAGCCCCCGAGGGACACAGACCGGGGAUCGAGAUUUAACAAGGAAAGAUAUCGACCGUACAUCGAAGAUAGAAGGAAUGUUUCAAGGCGUAAUGCACCUCGGAAUGAUCGAAGAGUAGAUCGAGGCCAAAGCUCCCGGGGACUUAUAGGAAAAACUGGGUCUGACAGGCGCUCGGGACCAGUGGAGGCCCCUAGAUUAUCGGAAUACAACUUCAGUGUCGACGCCUCAAGUAUCGUCUCAGCCAUUAGCAAAAUUAAAGAUACUAGAUGGCCCAAGCCCAUACAGACAGAUCCUUAUCAGAGAAACCCCAACUUAAUGUGUAAGUAUCAUGGUACUCACGGGCAUAAGACCGAGGAUUACAGACAGCUUAGAGAGGAGGUAGCCCAACUAUUCAACGAGGGGGCACCUUCGUGA
This is a messenger RNA of Nicotiana attenuata, 975 nucleotides long. RefSeq lists its product as uncharacterized. The transcript is spliced from 2 exons. Bases 1 to 975 code for a protein of 324 amino acids. The record is from RefSeq and is a predicted model, not a curated record. NCBI's taxonomy places the organism in Eukaryota, Viridiplantae, Streptophyta, Magnoliopsida, Solanales, Solanaceae.